AUGGCCUCUGCUAUCGCCGUCACCAUCCUUACCGGAGCCGCCUCGGCCGUCAUCUCCGCCGCCAUCAACCAGGUGGCCCCCACCAUCGCCAACCUUGGCAAGUGGGACGAGGCCCGCGAGGCCUUCACCCAGCAGACCGUCAAGGCCAUGUGGGACGCCAAGACCGAGGACUACGGCGCCGCCGUCUGCUACAACAUGGGCUACGAGGUCUCCAACACCAACCAGAUGUACGAGAAGACCUCGGUCAUGCUCGAGCAGGAGCUGCUCCACACCGACUACGACUGCUUCUUCAUGAGCGGUCCUGACAACCACUUCUGGACCUACGGCGAUGGUGGCUACAUCAACCUUGCCAUCUACCACGACAGCAGCAAGUGCUGGUUCGACAGCAACACCUCCGACCUGUACUGCCCUUAA
Molecule: messenger RNA, 414 nt
Organism: Lasiodiplodia theobromae
Lineage: Eukaryota; Fungi; Ascomycota; Dothideomycetes; Botryosphaeriales; Botryosphaeriaceae
Exons: 2
Coding region: 1-414 (137 amino acids)
Source: RefSeq, a predicted model, not a curated record